UAUGGAGUUAGUCUCCCAAAAAAAGGCGAUUAAAAAAAGAGACACGGUGAAGAGGCCAUUCGUUCGUUUGUAUCGGAUAAGACAGAAGAAAGAACGCAUCUCGCAUCUCUCCACAAAGACGAUUCUCCCUCCGAUCUCAAACAAAGGGCGAACCUCUUGACUCCUCGCGGCGAAACAAAAAAAUCUCGCUGAUCUUUUCGGAAACUCAAACCCUAACGUAGCCAGACGGAAGAGAGAGAGAGGGCCACCACAGCUGCUGCUGCAAGAGUCAAAAUUUUUGUAAGAAAUCCAAAAUGAGUCAAGAAAACGCUGGUUAUGGAGAUAAUCACAAGCUACUACACCACCAGGGAAGCGGUACUAUUCCUGCUCUAGCUGAUGAAGAACUCAUGGGAGAAGAUGAUGACUACGAUGAUCUCUACAGCGAUGUUAAUGUUGGUGAGGGUUUCUUCCAAGCUCACAAUCAACCUCAAACACCAGCAGCUCAAGUCGGUGGUGGAAGUCUUCAACCUCCUCAGAACAGUAAUGUUUCUGAACCGAGAAUGGCUGUUGUUUCCGGAGGUGGAGUUGAAGGGAAGUAUCAUCAUAAUGGGAUGAUGAGUGGACCUGAGACGAGAUCAGAUGCUUAUCCACAACAAGGGUCUUCUUUUGGAUCCAAAGGGAUGAAUGUUGAUGUCCAAUCCAACCAACCCAAUAAAGUCAAUCCACCACAAGGAUCAACAUCUAUUGUGUUGAACACACAUAGUUUUUCAGGGAACGCGGUGGUGAAUGUGCCCGCGCCGGAGCCGACGCCUGUGCAUAACAACCCCUACGGUGGUGGUCCUCCUCCUCAAGGUGCUCAACAGAUCCCUGUUAGCCAGACGAGUGUGAAUCCAAAUGCAAUGGUAAACAGAAGCCCGACGACGCAGCCGUUUGUUGUGGACAAUGGGAACACCAUGCUUUUCGUUGGAGAGUUACACUGGUGGACGACGGAUGCAGAGAUCGAGAGUGUGCUUUCUCAGUAUGGAAGAGUCAAAGAGAUCAAGUUUUUUGACGAGAGAGUUAGUGGUAAAUCCAAAGGGUAUUGUCAGGUUGAGUUUUAUGAUUCAGCUGCUGCUGCCGCUUGCAAAGAAGGAAUGAAUGGUUUUGUUUUCAACGGUAAAGCAUGUGUUGUGGCCUUUGCUUCUCCUGAAACACUGAAGCAGAUGGGAGCUAAUUUCACUGGGAGGAACCAAGGACAGAACCAAAUGCAAAACAGAAGGCCUCUGAAUGAGGGAAUGGGAAGAGGUAACAACAAUAACAACAACAACAACAACAACAUGAAUACUCAAAAUGGAGACGGUGGAAGAAACUAUGGGAGAGGAGGUGGGUUUGCACGUGGUGGCCAAGGAAUGGGAAACCGUGGAGGUCAUUGGGGUGGUGCAGCGAGAGGAAGAGGGAUAAACAACAUGGCUAACGGUGCAGGUGCUGGACCGUAUGGCCCUGGACUUGCUGGUCCAGCGUUUGGUGGUAUGAUGCAUCCUCAGGGUAUGAUGGGAGCUGGUGGGUUUGAUCCUACAUUCAUGGGUCGUGGUGCUGGUUAUGGAGGGUUUCCAGGUCUUGCUUACCCCGGGAUGCCUCAACCUUAUCCCGGUGUGAAUCCAAUGGGAAUGGUUGGGAUUGCUCCUCACGUUAAUCCCGCCUUUUUCGGUGGGGCGGGAAUGGGAACGAUGGGGAACUCAGGGAUGAACGGAGUUCAUGCAGCAGGGAUGUGGAACGAGGCUAGUGGAGGAGGAGGCGGUGGUGAAGAGGGUGGUUCUGAAUACGGUGGCUAUGAAGAUGAAAACCAAGAGAAAGAAGAGAAGCAGCCAUCACGAGAGAAAGAACGAGCUACCACAGAACGUGACUGGUCUGAGAGCAGUGGUGGUGAUAGAAGACACAAGAGUCACCGCGAAGAGAAAGAUAGUCACCGCGAGUAUAGGCGCCGUGAUUCUGAAGAGUACGAUAGAGGACAAUCUUCUUCCAAGUCUCGAAGCAGAUCAAGAAUGUCGGAAGAUGAUCAUAGGUCCAGGUCAAGAGAUGCUGACUACGGAAAGAGAAGGCGUGGAGACUGAAACAGAACAUCUCAUGGUUCUUCGUGCCUCUUCUCUCUUGUUUGAUGCAUCUAAAACAAUACCGGUUUGAAGUUACUCUGCAUACUACUUAUCAUCCAAUAUUUGAUACAAUGUUUCUCCAUACCUUGUUUGCUGAUGAUUGUCUUUGGAGACGAGCAUAUAUAUAUAUAUGUGUGUAAACUGUGUUUUUGUUGAAGUUUCAUUUGUUAUUACAAACACCAUGAUUUAGGGAGUUGUUGUGAGUCAUUGUAGCCCAUUUACGAUGAAAAAGAGAUCUUUUAUUCA
Messenger RNA from Raphanus sativus (radish), 2354 nucleotides. RefSeq lists its product as uncharacterized. Gene Ontology annotation, cellular component: mRNA cleavage and polyadenylation specificity factor complex. Bases 294 to 2069 code for a protein of 591 amino acids. The transcript is spliced from 2 exons. The record is from RefSeq and is a predicted model, not a curated record. NCBI's taxonomy places the organism in Eukaryota, Viridiplantae, Streptophyta, Magnoliopsida, Brassicales, Brassicaceae. Gene Ontology annotation, biological process: mRNA alternative polyadenylation. Gene Ontology annotation, molecular function: mRNA binding.